AGGGAUUCGAUUGGAAUGAUGCUUUUGGAAUAGUUAAGGCUACCGCAGAAGCAUCCUCCAAACAAUUCUUGGCGCCUUUUUUUCAAUGAUGAGAAAAGAGGCCAAGAAUGCCGCCAAGGGUGCGACAACUGCGGUAGCUCGUCUAAAAUAGGGAAAAAAUACGACUCGUCCGUUCCGCUCAAAUUUGCAGAAACGGCCUUCCUCCUGCAUCCCGGGGCAAUGGUUUACUUUCCGGAAGAGCUGCAAAGAAGGCUUCGAGACAAAAUGAACGACUUUGUUGAUCCAAAGCAAAAGAGUCGUUCGCUCAAGUACUGGCACAAGACGAAACUCUUCGACCGCGGUGUCUCGUUCCACCUCGUAGGAGACGAAAUGAUACUUCAAAGCGAAUGUGGUCACAGAGGAAAGGAUGCGCAGCAGCUAGUUACGAC
This is a messenger RNA of Amoebophrya sp. A25, 428 nucleotides long. The record is from the annotation of a GenBank genome assembly. NCBI's taxonomy places the organism in Eukaryota, Dinophyceae, Syndiniales, Amoebophryaceae.